Molecule: messenger RNA, 3513 nt
Organism: Hemicordylus capensis (graceful crag lizard)
Lineage: Eukaryota; Metazoa; Chordata; Lepidosauria; Squamata; Cordylidae
Gene: RHBDF1
Product: rhomboid 5 homolog 1
Exons: 19
Coding region: 579-3257 (892 amino acids)
Biological process (GO): regulation of epidermal growth factor receptor signaling pathway; regulation of protein secretion
Cellular component (GO): endoplasmic reticulum membrane
Molecular function (GO): serine-type endopeptidase activity
Source: RefSeq, a predicted model, not a curated record
CCACACGGCUCGGAGUGGCCGAUGCCUCUCGCGGCCCUGAGCGCGCGGAAGGCGCCCGGGCCAGCUCCGCUCAAUGCGAGGGGACGGUCCGCUCCGUCCCUUCUCCGGGCGCCGCUAGCAAGAAGGGAGGAUCUUGGAAGCGAAGCCGCUCGGCGUUGCGGAAAGGCCCUCGCGGGCGGGCGGGCGGGCGGGCGGGCGAGCCGGCAGGCAGCCCCCGCCGCUGUCUCGGAGGUGAGGCCGGGCGGCGGUAACCUGCCGCGGAGAGGCACGAAGAGGGAGCCCCGCCGGCCCGGCCAUGGGCUCCGGCAGUGCGCCGCCGCGCCGCGCUCCCGCCUGGCUCUUCCGAGGGCGCAUUCCUGAGGCCUGAGUCAGCGCCCUGCCCGCCUUCCAAGCCGGGCCGCCCUUCGGUCUCCAGGCCGGGCCGCGCCGAGCCCGGCCCCCUCUUGAAUGGCCGCCCGGCCAGCGCUCGCUGUUCGUCUCCACUCGGCUUGCACCCUGGACGGCAGCGGCGGCGGCGGCAGCAGCACCAGUCGCAGCGGAGCGCCUCAGCCCCGCGGCCCAACAGCUGAGCCUCAAGGAUGUCCGAGGAGCGCCGGGACAGCACCAGCAGCCUGCAGAAGAAGAAGCCGCCUUGGCUGAAGCUGGACAUCCCCGUCCCCAUGUCCGCUACUGCCACUGAAGAGCUGUCCUGGGCACAGCCCUUGAGGCGCCAGACCUUCCUGCGGAGCGUGAGCAUGCCUGCGGAGAACACCCGCUUCCCGUCCCCCCACAACGAGCUGCGGCGGCCGGUCCUCCAGAGGCAGAUGUCCAUCACCCAGACCAUCCGGAGCAGGCAGGUGCGUUUUGAGAGGACUCAGACCCUGCCCAUUCAGGGGCGCCAGGUGGGCAGGAGGCCCCUGAGAAAGCGCCAGUCACUGCCCAGGACGCUCUUCAGGGGCACGGCCGACUGGUUCGGAGUCAGCAAGGAAAGUGAUGCCACGCAGAAGUGGCAGCGGAAGAGCCUGCGCCAUUGCAGCAUGCGCUACGGGAAACUGAAGCCUCAGGUCAUCCGUGAGCUGGACCUCCCGAGCCAGGACAACAUCUCCUUGACCAGCACGGAAACCCCACCGCCUCUCUACGUGCCCCCUUGCCAGCUGGGCAUGCAGAGGAUCAUCGACCCCUUGGCUCGAGGCCGGGCUUUCCGGAUGGCCGAGGAGAGUGACGGCUGCAGCAUGCCACACACGCCAGUCACGCCGGGGGCCACCUCCCUGUGCUCCUUUACCAGCUCCCGGUCGGGCUUUGGCCGCUGGCCCCGGCGGCGGAAAAGGGAGUCUGUGGCCAAGAUGAGUUUCCGGGCAGCAGCAGCUCUGGUGAAGGGCCGUUCGGUGAAGGACAGCACCUUGAGGAGGGCCCAGAGGCGCAGCUUCACCCCGGCGAGUUUUCUGGAAGAGGACACGGUGGACUUCCCGGAGGAAUUGGACACUUCCUUCUUUGCUCGGGAAGGAGUCCUCCAUGAAGAACUCUCCACGUAUCCCGAUGAAGUCUUUGAGUCGCCCUCGGAAGCUGCCAUCAAGGAGAUGGAGGCGAAGCCCCAGCAGUCUCAGCCGGGCCUCACUGGGGGCGCCCUGGACAGAAGCGAGCUGGAGAGGAGCCACCUGAUGCUCCCCCUGGAGCGCGGCUGGCGCAAGCAGAAGGAGGGAGCCGUGGGGCUGCAGCCCAAGGUGCGUCUGCGGCAAGAGGUGGUCAGCAUGGGGCUGCAGCGGCGGGGCCAGCGCAUCACGGUGCCUGUGCGCAAGUUCUUUGCCAAGGAGAAGCGCCCCUACGGCCUGGGCAUGGUGGGCCGCCUGACCAACCGCACCUACCGCAAGCGCAUCGACAGCCACGUGAAGCAGCAGAUCGAGGACAUGGACGACCACAGGCCCUUCUUCACCUAUUGGGUCACCUUCGUGCACUCGCUCAUCACCGUCCUGGCCGUGUCCAUCUACGGCAUUGCCCCUGUGGGGUUUGCGCAGCACGAGACCGUCGAUUCGGUCUUGAGAAACCGCGCGGUUUACGAAAAUGUGAAAUACGUCCAGCAGGAGAACUUCUGGAUUGGGCCCAGCUCCGAAGCCCUCAUCCACCUGGGGGCCAAGUUCUCCCCUUGCAUGCGGCAAGACCAGCAGGUGCACAGCUUUAUCAGUGCCGCCCGCGAGAAGGAGAAGCACUCGGCCUGCUGCGUGCGCAACGACAAGUCCGGCUGUGUGCAGACGGCUGAGGAGGAAUGCUCUUCCACCCUGGCCGUGUGGGUGAAAUGGCCGCAGGACCCCAGCGCCCCCCUGCUGGCAGGAGAGAAGCGGCAGUUUGGCUCUGUAUGUCACCAAGACCCCAGGGUGUGUGAGCAGCCGGCCUCCACGGAUCCCCAUGAGUGGCCAGAUGACAUCACCAAGUGGCCGAUCUGCACCAAAAACAGUGCCGGGAACCACACCAACCAUCUGCACAUGGACUGCGCCAUCACGGGCCGCCCCUGCUGCAUCGGCACCAAGGGGAGGUGUGAGAUCACCUCGCGAGAGUACUGCACCUUCAUGCACGGCUACUUCCAUGAGGAAGCCACUCUCUGCUCUCAGGUGCAUUGCAUGGAUGAUGUCUGUGGACUCCUCCCCUUCCUGAACCCAGAGGUCCCAGACCAGGUCUAUCGGCUCUGGCUCUCACUCUUCCUCCAUGCAGGGAUUCUCCACUGUCUGGUGUCAGUGUGUUUCCAGAUGACCAUCUUGCGCGACCUGGAGAAGCUGGCCGGCUGGCACCGCAUCUCCAUCAUCUACCUGCUCAGUGGAGUGACGGGCAACCUGGCCAGUGCCAUCUUCUUGCCCUACCGGGCUGAGGUCGGCCCGGCAGGCUCCCAGUUCGGCAUCCUGGCCUGCCUCUUCGUGGAGCUCUUCCAGAGCUGGCAGAUCCUGGCUCGGCCCUGGAGGGCCUUCUUCAAGCUCCUGGCGGUGGUGCUCUUCCUUUUUGCCUUCGGCCUCCUGCCUUGGAUCGACAACUUUGCCCACGUCUGUGGCUUCAUCAGCGGCCUCUUUCUCUCCUUCGCCUUCCUGCCCUACAUCAGCUUUGGCAGGUUUGAUCUCUACCGGAAACGCUGCCAGAUCAUCAUCUUCCAGCUCGUCUUUGUUGGCCUCCUCUCCGGCCUGGUGGUUUUGUUCUACUUCUACCCCAUCCGCUGCGAGUGGUGCGAAUUCCUCACCUGCAUCCCCUUCACAGACAAGUUCUGCGAGAAAUAUGACUUGGAUGCACAGCUCCACUGAGGAGUUCGGGCGGCGGCGGCAGUGGCUUCCUCCUCUUCCCCUCCGGAGCCUCCAGCAUAAAUCUUGCCCCACCUUAGCCCAGCAGCUGGGACAUUUUCUGCACACACAUCUGUGCCUUGUUCAAUUUUUCUGAAACUUUUUCUGCUGCCAUGUUUUUAUUACGCUAGUUUCAAAAUGGCCUUUUUAACGAGAUUUAUUACUUGUUGCCCUGGUGGUGAUUAAACACACAGGUAGCGUUUUAGCUACAUUUUCAAAA